AUGAGUGUAUUGAGCGAUGAAGAGGCAAAACUAGCGUCGUUGGGGCAUGGUGUUCUUCUCGUGGUCGAUCUCCUUGUUGACGAAUCGAUGCCAGAACACAUUAUGCCUAUUGUCGUUACCGGCCCUCCAGUGUCUCCUUAUCAGCCAUUCCCGACCAGGAAGGAAGUCUUGGGCAAAAGCUUGAAAUUCGUGCAUUGCGGACAGAUCAUUACUCAGGAUAAGGAUGCGCUAAGCGGAUGUGGGACACGAAUGACUCCCGAACGAUUGCUAGCCACACUUUCAGGCAUUAUAGUGCAGUGGAAUAAGCUAUAUAUUGUAAAUUCUCCCAAAUCCAAGUACAGUCCUAAACGAGGCGACAUUGUGAUUGGAAGAGUCACUGGCAUUGGGAAGGCUUCAUGGCAUUUGGACACAAAUCACCGACUUUCUGCAGAAUUGCGUCUGCAGAAUACGAGUAUAGCAGGCGAUGAACCGAGGCGGAAGAAUCUGGAAGACGAAAUUGCUAUGAGCGACUAUCUCAAUGUGGGCGAUUUGAUAUGUGCCGAGGUGCAGCGAAUUGGCGUCAAAGGAAAAUUGGAGCUGCAGUCAAGGGGCGGCUUGAAAAAGUUCGGGCAGGGUAUUUUGCUCAAAAUGUGGCCAAAUUCGGUCAAAGCAUCAAGGAAAAUUUGUCAAGUUCUUGACAUCACUAUAGUAGUCGGCUGUAAUGGUUUUGUAUGGGUUUCGUCAGAAGUUUCAUCAUCAAAUUAUGGCGAGAACAUUACUUCUUCAACUACCAUAGACAAGAACCAAGUAGUGCUUAGGAUUGUUGCCUGUAUACGCAUUUUAACGAAAACAGGAACCAGAAUUGAUGACAAGACUCUUAUUUCGUUGUAUCACUUAUCCAUGUCUCACGAAGUCAAGGAUUUAGCUAAUCCCCAUAUCUCUCAAGCACUCAUUUCUGCCACGAGGUGUCUUAAAAAAUAG
Cylicocyclus nassatus is the source of this 960-nucleotide messenger RNA. The record is from the annotation of a GenBank genome assembly. NCBI's taxonomy places the organism in Eukaryota, Metazoa, Nematoda, Chromadorea, Rhabditida, Strongylidae.